Molecule: messenger RNA, 2055 nt
Organism: Cryptococcus wingfieldii CBS 7118
Lineage: Eukaryota; Fungi; Basidiomycota; Tremellomycetes; Tremellales; Cryptococcaceae
Exons: 8
Coding region: 1-2055 (684 amino acids)
Cellular component (GO): cytoplasm
Molecular function (GO): nucleic acid binding; zinc ion binding
Source: RefSeq, a predicted model, not a curated record
AUGGGCGCGGAUCAGUCGAAAAGCUCUUCCUCAAGUACUUCGGAGGUCGAUCGACGGCCUCCUGAUUAUUACGAGCUCUUGGAAGUGGAUGAGAAUGCAGACUAUGAAGCCAUCAAGAAAUCAUACAGAAAAUUGGCCCUCGUCAACCACCCGGACAAGAAUCCGGAUAGAAUUGAAGAGGCUACCAAGUUCUUUGCAGAUUUACAGCAAGCGUAUGAAGUAAGUGAAUGUGAAAGGGCCUUCUAUGAUUCUCAUAGGAACGCUCCGGUAGCCGCCACCGACGACGAUAUCUUUGAAUAUAUUCGUGCAGGGGACGCAGCUACGAAUGACCCACGAUCCAAGCUCAACCGCCGUCCCGCUGGAGACCCCGGAAUCCAGCUGGAGCAGCUCAUGGCAUUCUUCGAUCCAAAACUCACCCGAAAGCUGGAUGACUCUACAGAGGGGUUCUAUUCCGUCUAUAGGACGCUUUUCGGUCUUUUGGCUUCAGACGAACGACUCCACAGCGAUACGCCGCACCGUAUGAUGUAUCCUUCAUUCGGACAAUCAUCAACCACAUACUCGCCGCCCCACGGUCUCACGCGCGCCCAAAAAGACUCACAGAUAUGGGCGAGAGAUUUCUAUGCGGUGUGGGGAGAGUUCGUCACCGAAAAACGGUUUGAAUGGAUCAACAAGUGGGAUGCAGACAAGGGUGACGACCGGAUGGUGAGGAGAGCAAUGGAAAAGGAGAACAAGAAGGCCAGAGAAGAUAUCCGGAAGGAUUAUAAUGACACGAUUCGACAACUGGUCAGCUUCAUACAACACCGCGAUCCUAGAUUCAAGCUCCACCAAGCAAAGCUUGCACAAACCAAAUCGAUGAAAUCAUCCAGCUCGAAAGUCGCAACACCUUCCACAAAACCUGCUGUUCAAGCAGAAGCAGCGCACCGACGUGAACAAGAGCGCCUUCGCCAGGCGGCCGCGUACGAAGAGCAAGACUGGCAGAAGAUGUCUGGGAACAAUUCAGACAAUGGGGAUGAAGUUGAUGAAGAUGCAGAGGAAGAGCAAGUGGGGGACGGAACUGGUGUGCGGAUAGAUGAUGGAAAUGGCAGUGAAAUUUUUGAGUGUGUUGCUUGUAGCAAGACUUUUGCCAGUGAAGCGAGCUGGGAAAACCACGAGAGGAGCAAGAGACACAAACAGGCAGUUUGGAGACUGAAAAAAGAGAUGAGAGCGGAGGCGAAGGCGAUGGGUAUGGAAAUCGGCGAGGCGGAAGAGUACGAUGAGCCCGACGCGACAGAGCCUGCUUUCCUGGCAAAGGAUAGUUCUCUAGCCACCCCCCCAGAAGAUGUUGGCGGUCUGCAAGAAGAGUACGAUGAGACCACUCAGGCUUCCAAAAAGCCCAAAAAGAAGGGUGGUAGAACAGCCCCUCAAUCAGGCCCACCGGAAUCGAAACCAGAUAUAGGGACAACUUCACCACUGCUUAAGCAGCGACCCUUGUGUGACGAACUCGACGCCACAGACAGAGACACGAAGACGGACAAAAGCGCCGCUAGCGGUCCAUCAAAACGUGACAAACGCCGAGCUCGAGAAGCGCGAAAGAAAGCAGACGAGGAAGAGCGCCUGGCAGCUGCGAAAGCUGCCCGAAAAGCCACCAAACAUAGUCUUACUACUUCUCGUGACGAGUUCGCGUCUGCAAGAUCGUCUGGCUUGAGUGGACAGGCUGCCAAUGAUGCCGAAAGCUUUGUGAUGCCAAAGCAGAAGGGCAAGCCGCGCUCGAAAGCGAAGGGCGACAAGGACGGCGUCGAGCGAGACGUUAGCGCUAGCGAAGACCAGCUGAAGGCUGUCGUGGCGGAUAUCCAAGAAAAGCGAGAUAAAAUGAUAGAGAAGUGGGACUCAAAUUGGGAAGAACUUGGAACGAAACUCAACAAGCUAUUAGGCGACAACAACCAGGCAAGAGCUACCAGAGUCCUUUGCCUUGGAUUGGGAAAGCCAUACACAGACCGGACAGCCCGCAUUCAGCUCGCGCUCCUGCUCGGGCUUCUCACCGCACUACAGGUCAGCUCUUCCUAUGUCCACUCUUGA